AUGGCGUCGCCGCCGUUAUCACCGCCGUCGGGGUUGCGCCAUGACGGUCAAGUGCUAGGUAGUAGAAACGCUCCUCCAUUAGGAAACCGCAACCCCGACGGCGGUGAUAACGGCGGCGACGCCAUUGUCAACAUCGGCAAUAACGGCGGAGGCGGAGGCAGAGAUGACGGCGGCGGCGACGACAGAGGCGACAGAGGCGGUAACAACGGCGAUAACAGCGGUAACAACAGAGGCGGUAACAAACAAAAAAACUUGUUUGUUACCGUCUCUGUUGUUGCCGCUGUUACCACCGUUGUUACCGCCUCUGUCGUCGCCGCCGCCGUCAUCUCCGCCUCCGCCUCCGCCGUUAUUGCCGAUGUUGACAAUGGCGUCGCCGCUGUUAUCGCCGCCGCCGGGGUUGCGGUUUCCUAA
Messenger RNA from Asparagus officinalis (garden asparagus), 411 nucleotides. Its product is annotated as circumsporozoite protein-like. NCBI's taxonomy places the organism in Eukaryota, Viridiplantae, Streptophyta, Magnoliopsida, Asparagales, Asparagaceae. Bases 1 to 411 code for a protein of 136 amino acids. The record is from RefSeq and is a predicted model, not a curated record. The transcript has 3 exons.